UCGGGGGUGUGGCUGAACAUAUUAGGAACAGGAAGUAUCCUAUUAUGGAAUGGUGGCUCUCUCGCAUAAACUUCCGGUAGGGUGUGAAGCGGAGUCUUUUUUAGAAAUCCACCCGCGAGUGUAUUCUUCUGUUUUAUUCCUCUUUUCCAAACGAAAAAAAUGUCCAAGUCUUUAAAGAAGAUCGUGGAAGAGAGUCGGGAGAAGAACCUCCCAGAGGUGGAGAUGUGCGACAGGGGCAUUUCUAACAUGCUGGACAUCCCGGGACUCUUCACGCUGUCUAACAUCACUCAGCUGGUCCUCAGCCACAACAAGCUCACAGCGGUACCUGCUAAUAUCUCUGAGCUGAAGAACGUGGAAGUUCUCAACAUGUUCAAUAACCAGAUUGAAGAGCUGCCUACUCAGAUCAGCAGUCUGCAGAAGCUGAAGCACCUCAACCUCGGCAUGAACCGUCUAAGCAGCCUGCCCAGAGGAUUUGGUUCGUUGCCAGCUCUAGAAGUGUUGGACCUAACCUACAACAACCUGAACCAUAAUUCCCUGCCCGGAAACUUCUUCUACCUCACCACUCUUCGUGCUCUCUACCUGAGUGACAAUGACUUUGAGGUCCUGCCUGCAGACAUCGGGAAGCUGACCAAGCUGCAAAUAUUGAGUCUGAGGGAUAAUGACCUCAUCUCUUUGCCUAAGGAGAUAGGAGAGUUGGCUCAUCUCAAAGAGCUUCACAUCCAGGGCAACAGGUUGACUGUCCUGCCCCCUGAACUUGGUAAUCUGGAUCUGACUGGUCCGAAGCAGGUGUUUAAAGCAGAGAAUAAUCCCUGGGUCACCCCCAUUGCAGACCAGUUCCAGCUGGGCGUCUCCCAUGUUUUUGAAUAUGUUCGCUCAGAGACCUAUAAAUAAGACUGCUGCACCAGAGCCUUGCAGUAAGAAGGUCCUACAGUGAGAAGCUGCCCCCAACCCCCCUCUUCUUUUUCCACCUGUCUGUACUGGCUGCUCUGCCCAGCUCUAGAGGAGUGUCUGCUGAGAAAUUCUUUUCACUGAUUAAACCCUUUGGAUUCUUCUACAAAAACAGACUGAGAUGAGUGCCUCCCAUAUCUGUUUCCUCGUCAUAUCUGUUUCAAUCCUGAUGUGUUAUGAUGAUGGCUAUUAUCAGACAAUGAGUAGAGCUCAUAACUUUUACUUUUUUUAACUUUAAUUAACUUUAAUGCAGUAAGUAAUGAAGUAAUGCACAUAGUAUGACUACAUAUAGUAUGACUACGUAUAUUUGAUUCAAUUUCUGCCCUAUUCUGUAAAUAGAGCCCUCUAAAUCUGACACACUAGACUGUCAGGCUUUUAGUUUGUGGGUAGACUUCCUGUUUUAUUUUGGUUUCCCUCACUUCCUUUUUGUGUUUCUUUCCUGGUGUCUUUACUCCCUGUGAUUGCCUAUUGUUUUCACCUGUGUCUCGUUUGCUCCUCCCCUCGUGUAUUUAAGCCUGUCUCUCCCUGUGUGUCCUUGUUAGAUUGUCUUCUUCCUUGGGAGUAGUUCUCUGGCUUUUUCAUCAUUGUUUCCUCGUGUACCAACCCUGUUUGUUUCUUCGACCCGUUUUGCCUAGCGUUCCUGUACUUCUGCCUGUCUGCUCCGUGUUCUGGAUUCUUGACCCUUGCCUGUUCUUGGACUUUCCUCCUGCCUCGUGAUUUUGUACUUCUGCCCCGCUGACUGCCUUUUGUGUACCGUAUCCGGACUGUCAAUAAACUGCCUC
Messenger RNA from Larimichthys crocea (large yellow croaker), 1730 nucleotides. RefSeq names its product Ras suppressor protein 1 (gene rsu1). Gene Ontology annotation, molecular function: protein binding. Gene Ontology annotation, cellular component: cytoplasm. The coding region runs from base 160 to 891 and encodes 243 amino acids. The transcript has 9 exons. NCBI's taxonomy places the organism in Eukaryota, Metazoa, Chordata, Actinopteri, Sciaenidae. The record is from RefSeq and is a predicted model, not a curated record.